UACUACGCGCAAACCAGGUUUCAAAUCAUGUUUUUUUUUUUUACACCAGUGCGUAGUAAGCAUAAAAGUUUGGUAUAACCAGACAGUGACGAACACCAAUUUUAUAUUUGUGUAAUUUAUCUUACGAUCAUGAAAGUCAUGUUUUGGGAAUGAAGAAGACAACCCUUCUAAGUCUUUCAAAAGGUACAGACAAAGAAAUUGAAACAAUAGAAACAACUGAAGAGGUACAAGAAGAGAACAAAGAAACACAAAACCAAGCAAAAGUACAGGCAGAUUCUGUGCAGCCCACACAGGAAACAUCUGCUUCUGCACUUCUUCCAGAAAGGCUUUCAGCAGAGAAAGAAAAGUCAGCUUCAAACAUGGGUUCUGGAAAGUUGAAGAUUCAAGUUGUCAAUGGCCGCAAAUUACAAAAUAAGGAAACAUUUCAGACUAGUGAUCCCUACUGUAUGUUAGAACUUGGAUCAACAAAGCACAAAACAAAACAUGUUAGCAGUAAUUUAAACCCUGAUUGGAAUGAAAGUUUUACCUUCGAUGUCCAACCUGGUAUGGAUGUUGUCUCUUUAUCCAUUUGGGAUAAAAACUCUAUCAAGAAAGAUGUAUUCAUGGGAUAUUCUUACGUCACUUUUAACAAUAUUCAAAGAGGCCAACCUACUCCUAAGACUGCUAACAUGCUGGGUGGUUGCUCAGGUCAGAUCAAUUUGAUACUCACUGCAGACUUUGAAACACAAGCAUCUAAAAUUGAAAACAUGACUCAACAACUUCAACAAGGUACUGCAGAUAACAACAAAUCAAAAGAUGAAAUUGCACGUCUGAAUGGAGAAGUGAAUCGAAUGUCUGCUGAGAAUGAUAGAUUUUCAGCUAACAACAAAAAAUUGGAAGAAGAAAACAAAAAGUUUGAGGAGAACAAUAAUCGACUGGAAGCGUCUGUUAAUAAGUUGGAGGAUGAAAACAACAAAUUUGAGGCUAACAACAAAAAGCUGGAAGAAGAAAACAAAAAAUUUGAAGAAAGUAACAACCGUUUGGAAGCUUCAGUAAACAAAUUGGAAGGGGAAAAUAAAAAGUUUGAAGAAAACAACAAAAAGUUAGAACAAGAGAAUAAAAAAUUCGAAGAAAACAACUUGAAACUGGAAGCUGAAGUAAAUAGAUUGGGUGGCGAGAUCAAUAAAAUGGCAGAAGAAAAUAACAAGUUUUCAGAAAACAAUAAAAAACUAGAGGAACAAGUUGGCAUGUUGGAAGGAGAAGUUUCCAAAAUGGGAGAGUUAAACAAAGAGUAUGAAGCAAAUAACAAAAAAUUAGAAGAAAAUGUAAAUAAACUGGAAGGUGAAGUUAAUAAAAUGACUGAAGAAAACAACAAGUUCUCUGAAAACAACAAGAAGUUGGAAGAACAAGUUGGACAGUUAACUGGAGAAGUGAAUAAAUUUGCCGAAGAAAACAACAAGUUCAAAGCCAACAACGAGAAAUUGGAACAAGAGGUUUCUAAAAUGGGUGCAGAGAAUGAAAAGAUGGCAGAAAACAAUAAAAAUCUAGCUGAUGAGAUCGCACGAUUGAAAGCAGAAAUUGAUAGAAUGGCAGAAGAGAAUAAGAAGUUUGCUGAGAACAACGAAAACCUUAAGAAAGAGGUUGAGAAAAUAACCGGCGAAAAUGAGAAAUUCGCAGAGAAUAAUAAGGUGUUACAAGAUGAAAACACUAAGUUUAUUGAGAACAACAAAACAUUAACAUUAACUGUCACUGAACUGAAAGAACAAGCAGAUAAAUUCCGUGAGAUCUACGAGAAAUUGCUGAAAGAAAAUGAAAAACUUGCGAAGAUUAGGGAUGGACUGCAGGAACAAUUAACGGGAUUUCAAAAACUGCAAGAGAUGAUUUUUGCACAGCUGAAUGAAAAAAUGCGAGCAAUGGAUCGUUCUCUGUUGGAAAAGAUAGCAGCAGACAUAGAAAUGAUGGAUGAUGAUCAAGGUUUGUCGCGCGACGAAUUCGGUAAAUUCAUGAAACGCGUACCAACGCAUUUAAAAGAGAAGUUUGAGAAGAUUGCAGACGAUUUUCAAAAAUUUGAUACGAACAAAGACAAUGUUAUCGAUUCCGAUGAAUUCGGAACAAUGUUGGAUCAAGUCAUGAAAGAAACAGAGAUACCGAGUGCAAGUUCAGAUGAAGAAAGAUGAAGAGAUAUCCAUUAUUUACAAAUGUCUGAUAAUGUCUUGACGUUGUAAAAGCUGCUAUUAAGUUUUAAGUCAUGGCUAUCCCUUUCUGAAGAUUUGAAGAUUUCAUCAACUUUGCACUUUUUUAUUACAUCUAGUUUGUUUAAAUUUACAAUGUGGUCAUACGGUAUAAUUACAUGUUCAUCUUUGUUGCUUGUUUUUCGUUUGUUUGUUUGUUUGUUUGUUUGUUUGUUUGUUAUUACCUUUAAAAGAGAAGUUAUUUUGGAAAUAAGAUAUACAUUCAUUACGUUCUUUCAUCUCUUUAGGUAGUUUUGUGCGCUGUGAUGUCAUAAUUUUAUAAUUAUUUUUAAUAAUUUAAUAGUUAUUUUUUCUAUGUUAUUUUAUGCAAAAUUUUAAAAUUAAAUUUAUUUUUCGUAUUUACAAUUUUCAAAUUAAUAAUUUCGGUUGGUGGUAAAAGAUAUGUAUAGUAGCUAUAUUUUGUUCUUUGAAUUUAGAUAUAAGAAUAUUUUUCACAAAUUUAUUUAUCUUCACAA
Molecule: messenger RNA, 2686 nt
Organism: Hydractinia symbiolongicarpus
Lineage: Eukaryota; Metazoa; Cnidaria; Hydrozoa; Anthoathecata; Hydractiniidae
Product: flagellar attachment zone protein 1-like
Exons: 8
Coding region: 150-2156 (668 amino acids)
Molecular function (GO): calcium ion binding
Source: RefSeq, a predicted model, not a curated record